ACCCAGUUAAGGGCGAAGCGCCCUCGCCCAAACCUCAAUGAGAGUCGCGAUAAACAAGCACAGGGACCGGGCUGCAAGGACCGGGUUAAAAGCGAUGCCAAGCGGGAGACCAGCUGCACACACACCGGGAGCAGCUGGCCGGCUGGCCGUUUUAGAAACGCUAACAUCAAACAAGAAGGGGAACAAGAAGGAGGAAGGGAAUUGGAACUGAAACGGUUCCCACAUGGCAAGCCAAGCUGAGACCCAGCAGGGCAGCACGGCGCCCCCCGCCCUUUCCGUUUUGCCCCCCCUGGCGCCCUACGACCCAGCCAGACCCACGCAGUUCCGACAGAUCCCCUCCCCCCUCCGCCGGUCCCUCUCCCUCCCCAAAUCGGGGGUCCUGGACGAGGGCCGGUCCUGCAGGAGGAGGCGGGUGUGGCUUCACAUGCUGCACACGAGAGUGAAGCAGGAUCGCAAGCAAGCCUUCAGCCAGCUCUCUCUGGGCAACUGCCUGCUGCUAGACUCCGCCGUGCCGGGCAGCCCUGCCCCCAAACCAGACCCCUUGCCCCUCACCGAUUUGGAGCGGGUCGAGCAGGAACUGAGCGAGGCGGAGUGUGCCCCCCCCAGCCUCUCCGGCCCCUCCCUGGACGGGGAGGAGGGUCUCACUCUGGAAGGGGUGCUAGAUCUCCUGCAGCAGCUGCAGUAUCACACCCACCAGCAGGGCGGCGUGAGCAUCUGUCCGGAUUUCCUCGGGGGCCGCUGCCCGCAGGGGGGCCACUGCCCCCUCCACCACACGGCCCUCCCCUACCACUGGCAGCUCCGCAGGAAAGGGACCCAGCGCUGGGAGAGCCUCGGGCAGGACGCCAACGAGCUGCUGGAGAGACUGUACUGCAGCCCGGAUCACAACUACGUCACGCUGCGUGUGAGGGACCAGGCUGCCACUCUCAAUCUGGAUGAGAUGAAGGUGUCCCGCUGGCAGGGCGGGGGGGGCAUGGUGUACGAUGCGGCCCGACGACUCAGCACUGAAGCGGAUCCCAGCAGGGAAUUCCACACCCAGUACAGAUACUACUGGAGAGACGGGGCGGGCUGGGAGGAGUACUCCAAGGAGUUCAGCUCCACAAUCUCCAGCGCUGUCAGUGUAAACCAGCCCCUCGUCUAUCUCUCCUCCUCCUUGAAUUGCUAUUUCCUGUCCCUCAAGGAGGGCUUUCAGCUCAACGUGUCGACGGGACGAAGACGAGCGCUCCGCGUGAGACCCCUCUUCCAGUCCCCUACCGCGCUCUUACCCAAGCUCAGAACGCUCUCCGGUAGCCCCUCGGCGGGCGCCCCCCCAGCCCCUCUGAACCCCUCUUCGGACAGCCCGUACCCCGAGACCUGGGCCCCCCUGGACCCCUCCCUGUACUUCCAGCAGGUUCCCCUCACCCUCGAGGACCCGGCCUUCCGCGUGGUCUACCAGCACUUCCACAAGACCAUGCCCGAGUCUCGCUACCUCCUCCUGGGCAUCUCCCGAGUCCAGAACCCCUUCCUCUGGGACAAGUACAAGUGUAAGAAGCAACACAUGUGCCACCGCAUGAGCCCGGAGGAGAGACUCCGUAACGAACGGCACCUCUUUCACGGGACGUCCCGCUCCUCCAUCGAGGCCAUCUGCAAACACAACCUGGACCCGCGGCUGUCCGGCAAGCACGCUGCCAUCUAUGGGCAAGGCUGCUACUUCGCCCGCACGGCAGCCUACUCGCACCGCUACGCCCCUCGAGACCAGCAGGGGGAGCACCACGUCUUCCUCUGCAAGGUCCUGGUGGGUCGCUCGACCCCUGGCAGGCCCGAAAUGCGCCGCCCCCCCCCGCUGCACCCGGACGACCCCGCCAGCGACCUGUACAACUCCUGCGUGGACAAACUCCCAGACCCGGCUCUGUUUGUGGUCUUCGAGAACGACCAGUGCUAUCCUUACUUCAUGAUUCGAUACAGAGAGAUAGAGCCUUCUGUGACUGUGGAGUGAAAGCUGGAGAAGAGAGGAGGAGAGGGAGAGAGAGGGAGAGGAGAGAGAGGGAGAGGGAGAGGGAGAGGGAAGGGGGGAACGCAGGUAAAAGAACAAGAACCAAAAGGACGGUCCUGAAACCGAGGCGUUCCUUCAUCCAGGUAGGGCAGGGGAAUCUGAAAACUGCCCCACCUCAGUUUCGGCGAUCACUGGCUCCAGGAACGGAGAUAAAGGACCGGGAAGCAGGAAUAAGGACCGGUAGUUCCCCCGGAUCUUAUUUUCUCUGACGGGGAAGCACCCGCCAACCGACCCCUCUCCCUAUCCGGAUCUGAAAGCGGUUUAGCGAUUCACAAGGAGGACAGAACUGUGGCAGCAAGGAGAUGUGAGGCACAGCCCUGGAUUCUAAAGGCCAGGACAGCGGACUGAUUCUUGCAUACUCGCGGGCUUCGCUCGGUUUGUUUUGAGGGCUGUCGUCUCUCUCCGUGGAACUAUUUGUCCGGGACUCUGUAACACUCAGGAAUUUUUUUUAAAUGUUGUUUUUUUUUAUUCUUUAUUGUGUCGUUUCGUCUUGUCUUUUCACAGAUAAACAGUUUGACCCGUUUUGGUAUUUUUUGUAUUCCUGUUAUUUAUUCUAAAAACCGUUUGUAUGAAAAAAAGAAGUUGAGUGUAUUCACAAUAAAUAAAUAAAGACGA
Messenger RNA from Polyodon spathula (Mississippi paddlefish), 2644 nucleotides. Its product is annotated as protein mono-ADP-ribosyltransferase TIPARP-like. The coding region runs from base 224 to 1972 and encodes 582 amino acids. Gene Ontology annotation, molecular function: NAD+ poly-ADP-ribosyltransferase activity; metal ion binding. The record is from RefSeq and is a predicted model, not a curated record. NCBI's taxonomy places the organism in Eukaryota, Metazoa, Chordata, Actinopteri, Acipenseriformes, Polyodontidae. The transcript has 6 exons.